This is a messenger RNA of Macrosiphum euphorbiae (potato aphid), 384 nucleotides long. The record is from the annotation of a GenBank genome assembly. Lineage: Eukaryota; Metazoa; Arthropoda; Insecta; Hemiptera; Aphididae.
AUGGCAACCCCAGAUUCAUACAGGUCAAUUUGUGAAAAAUUCAAUGUAGGGAGGGCAACUGCGUUGAAAUGUGUGAGAAGAGUGGUUAAUGCUUUAGAAAUUCUAGCACCGGCUUUUAUUGCUUGGCCUAAUGAGGAAAGAUCAAUGGUCAUUAGAAAUGGAUUUUUUGCCACCAGUAACUUUCCUAAUGUCAUCGGUGCAAUAGAUGGAACCCAUAUUAAUAUUCCUGCACCUCAUGAUCAUCCAGAGUCUUACGUGAACAGGAAAGGUCACCAUUCGAUUCAACUUCAAGCCGUUUGUGACCAUCAGUGUAAAGUUAUCACUGUUAUGCUGGAAACGUUGGAUCAGUUCAUGACCAACGAGUGUUUCGCUUAUCUUAUUUAA